This is a messenger RNA of Peronospora matthiolae, 951 nucleotides long. NCBI's taxonomy places the organism in Eukaryota, Oomycota, Peronosporomycetes, Peronosporales, Peronosporaceae. The record is from the annotation of a GenBank genome assembly.
AUGCGGUCGCAACUAGUUCAUCGAGCGCUCCGCUUGUCGACGACUGCCGUUCGUCCUGCAGGGACUCGUCGUUGCUCCUAUCUCAAGCAACUGAGACAUGCCGCCUCUUUUCAACUUCCGCUUGAUAAAAACUGCUUUCUUCGUCACUUUGCCCAGUCUUCCAAGGUCAAAGAUGACAGCGCGACCAUUCCGACCUCGGAAUACUUGGGGGUCGUCUACAAUGCCGACCAAGUGAAGAAGUACAGUGCCGAGCUGGACAUGGAUGGAAACGUGAUCAGCGGUGGCGACUUUUGGACGGCACUGGAUGCAGCAAAAGCAUACGAUGAACUCGUGGCGCUUUACUGCGACCUGGACACGCCACGCAACUUCCCUGAACGCGAUGCCAUGGAGUUUGCACGGGAGGAAGCUGGAGACAUGGAGUGGCUUGCUCCAGAAACGGGAACUCGCCAUGCUGACCUGAUUCCGCCCAUUCUUCAGACUUAUUUGACCAUUGACGAGGUCAAAGAAGCGUUGGCACGAGAGAAGGCCAUCGACGUGUACGUUGUGGACUUGGCUGGUAAAACCAGUUUGGCUGACUUUAUGGUGUUUGCUACGGGCAAAUCGCAGUCGCAUAUGCGGCGCAUGGCCGACAUGUUGAUUAAGUCGAUGAAAGCACGAGACAUUGUGGAUGAGUUUGACUAUGGAGUAGAAGGUCGCGAGUGCGACGACUGGAUGAUUGCUGACUGCAAUAACAUCGUGGUGCACUUGAUGCGUGCAGACACUCGUCGAAUUAUGGCGUUGGAAGACCAUUGGGAGAACAUGGUGGACAACAAGCACCGAGUCUACGGUGACAUGAACGAGGACGAGUACAUGGAUAAAUUUGGCACAAGCGAACUCAUGGAGUAUCUGGAAGACGAGGACCACCCGCCUGCCGAAGGAGACGAAGAAGGAUCGGGUGUCGAGUGGAAGUAA